Molecule: messenger RNA, 2314 nt
Organism: Dermacentor andersoni
Lineage: Eukaryota; Metazoa; Arthropoda; Arachnida; Ixodida; Ixodidae
Source: RefSeq, a predicted model, not a curated record
UUGGAUGCUGCCAACUGCCUAGUUAACACAUUCCGAAUGCUUUCUGUCAGCACUUGCAUAAAUAAUAAUCAUCAAGUGAGGCCACAUUGGUAAUGAUGGUAGUUUUUAAACACACUAUUGGUGUAUGUCAUAUAACUGUCCCCUUGCCUAUAAAAGUAUUGUCACACCUAUAUGGUCAUACUGUUUGUAGCAUGUACAAUUCAGCAAAGCUUCAUUAGUCCAGUGAAUACUGCAUGUCUGAAAUUCAAGUGAAAAGCCAAUUUUCAGCACUGCUUUACUGCAGUUAGUGCCAGUACUGCCUGAUGUUACAGAAUUCCUAAAUGCACACUCAGGCAAUAUUAAAUUUUGCAUUUUAAGAGCUUCCUGCAAAUGCAAUGGGCACCUGCCAUGGGACCGUGCAUGGCAACAGCAGCAGCAGCAACAGACCAUUGCCACCUGCUGCCCCUGUACUAGCGACCCCUCGUGUACGAAGGACACCACUGAGAGGCACACGAGGGCAUAAUGAAGCCACCCUGGCGUAUCUGGAGGCCCGGUCAGACCAAGAAAUGCAGAUGCGCAUGCUCGGUCAUGAACUUGACCGGGAGAGACUGGCCCUCCAGAUACGCCAGCACGACGACAAGAUGCAGCUCCACAUCCGCCAGCAUGACGACAACGUGAGGCUGAGGGAGCAGGAGCUUGAGCUGCGAAAAACUGAGCUGGCCGCACUUCUUGAGGAAAGGCGGAGCAGCCAAGUGUACCAGACUGCCCAGCUGGAGCUGAUCAAAGCUUUAGCGGAAAAGCUCCAAAAAUAGUGUUAAUUGUACCUGAUGCUCCAGUUUCUUGUUCAGUGCUCUUUUUUCUUUCUUUUCUUACUCUCAAUUCACGUGCAUGACGCUACCAUUUCUUGUUCACUGCUCUUUUUCUUUCUUUUCUUAAUCUCGGUACAUACAGAUCAUGGUGCACUAUUUUAAAACAAUUAAAUUAGGGGGUUUUACGUGCCAGAACCAAUAUUUGAUAGUGAGGCACACCGUAGUGUGGGACUCCGGAAAUUUGCACCACCUGGGAUUUUUUUAACGUGUACCUAAAUUUAACUACACAGUGUUUUCACAUUUAGCGCACUGUUUUAGCAUGCUCUGAUGGGAUAGUGAAGGGUACACUACCUUGCACAAGUUGAGGUGUAGUAUCUUUGCUGUGAAGUUUUUAAGCCAUGAGAAUGAAUGCUCGAGUUUUGUGUUUAAUUCAUGUGUUCCUCAUCAGCCACACUAAUUCUGCUUAUUUAGCGAUGAUUUAUUGAGCUGCCAUAAGUGUUCAAUGUUUUGCUCACGCAUAGAGGAUGCCUUGUCUUCAGAAUGCACGAUGCCCCAAUUUUUAUUCAAUAUUUAUUUUCUUUUUCUUUUCUAAGUCAGUUCGUACAGAUCAUGGUGCACUGCUUCAACUGGUUUAGUUUUAAUAGAAAUCGUUGAUGCGCCACUUUGUCAGACACUUUUCCAUAAUCUAAGAAAAUGGCAUCAGUUUGUAUGUUGGUGUCAAAGUUAACAUGCAAAUCAUGAAUGAAAAUGGACAGUUGUGUCUCACAUAAGAAACCCCUUUUGAAAGCCACGCUGGGAUGAAUGAAAAGUAUUUUUAUCGAGAAAUGCCACGAUAUAAGAGUAAAUGACAUGCUGAAUGAUUUUGCACGGGACACUUAAUGACAAUCACCACCAUCAAUCAGCCUAUUUGAUGUCCAAUACAGGACAAAGGCUUCUUUCUGUGAUCUCCAAUGACCCCUGUCCUGUGCCAAUAGAUUCCAGCUAUCACCUGCGAAUUUCUUUUCGUCACCCCACCUAGUCUUCUGCCGGCCUCGGCUGCGCUUUCUUUCUCUUGGUGCCCAUUCUGUGACCCUAAUGGUCCACUGAUUACCUAACCAACUCAUUAUAUGGCCUGCGCAGCUCCAUUUUUUCUCUUAAUGCCAAUUAGAGCAUUGGCUACCCGUUUGCUCUCUUCCUGUCUCUUAACGUUGCACCUAACAUUCUUCAUUCCAUAGCUCUUUGUGCGGUCCUUAACUUGUUUUUGAGCUUCUUUGUCAGUCUCAAGUUUCUGCCUCAUAUGUCAGCACUGGCAGAAUGCACUGAUUGUACACCUUUCUUUUUAAUGAUAAUCGUAACCUUCCAGUCAGUAUCUGAGAAUGCGUGCUGAAUGCGCUCCAGCCCAUUUUUAUUCUUCUAUGAAUUUCCUUCUCAUGAUCAGUGUCCCCUGAGUAAUUGACCUAGGUGACCAUACUCCUUCACAGACUCGAGAGGCUGACUGGUGAUCCUGAACUCUUGUUCCCUUGCCCAACUAUUUAUUAUCAUCUUUG